Actinia tenebrosa (Australian red waratah sea anemone) is the source of this 5305-nucleotide messenger RNA. Its product is annotated as ferroptosis suppressor protein 1. The record is from RefSeq and is a predicted model, not a curated record. NCBI's taxonomy places the organism in Eukaryota, Metazoa, Cnidaria, Anthozoa, Actiniaria, Actiniidae. Gene Ontology annotation, molecular function: flavin adenine dinucleotide binding; electron-transferring-flavoprotein dehydrogenase activity. Gene Ontology annotation, cellular component: cytoplasm.
UGAGCGAGUGUAAACUUUAUGUGUAGCAAAAGAGAAGAGAGCCACGCCGGAAGAUUGCCGGAUUGUACUCUCCCGCAGUCUAGUACUGUAGAGGACUCAUUGGUGGCUCCAAGGUGUUGGGUAGUGCUCCGGCUAUCGCGAAAUUGCCAGUUGUUUUCGCUCUAAAACACGAAGGACUCUGAAGUGGUUGUGUUGAGAAGGUAGGCUUUGGUGUUUAAGUGGUGUGAUGUGAUGGGCACAUCAGCGUCUAAACCCAGGUACCAAUGCCACGUAGUCAUUGUGGGUGGAGGAUUUGGUGGUAUAAAUGCAGCAGUCCAGUUGGAUUCAUAUUGCCAGGUCACCCUAAUUGACCCAAAAGAUGCAUUUCACAACAAUGUUGCUGCCUUGAGGGGUGUUGUAGAACCAUCAUUCAUCAAAAAGACACUGAUUCCCUAUGAAAAUGCCCUUCAGCACGGUACAUUCAUCAAAGCCAAGUGUGUCAGUGUACAUCUGUCGCUCAAGAAAGUCACCCUUUCUGAUGGACAGGAAAUUCAAUAUGAUUAUUUAAUUUUUGCUUGUGGUUCAUCAAAUCCUUUUCCAGGCAAAGUACCUCUUGGAAUGUCUAAAGAUGAUGCACAAAAGCUUUAUGAAGACCUGGCAAAAGAGGUCAAAAACAGCAAAAAAAUUGCAAUUAUUGGUGGAGGUCCAGUAGGGGUUGAGAUGGCUGGUGAAAUUGCUUGUGAUUAUCCAGACAAGCAGGUGACAAUAAUUCAUUCAAGAGAUAGGCUUAUUGAUGAAAGAAUGUCUGAAAAGUUCUUGAAGAAGGUACACAGUGCAGUGAAGUCAAUGAAGAUUACGACUGUACUUGGUGAAAAGGUGGCAAUGGAAGAACUCAAUUUUGAUGGCCAGAAGUCUUGGGUAAGUGGUCCCAUAACUCUAACCACCGACAAGGGAACCUCCAUUGAAGCAGAUUUAGUUUUACGAUGCACUGGAUUUAAAGUCAAUGCAGAUGCAUAUCGCUCUAAACUGUCUGACAAGAUGGACCACAAUACCGGUACUUUAAAGGUGAACAAGUACCUGCAGGUGGAAGAGAUGGAUGAUGUCUUUGCUGUUGGUGACUGUAACAACACAGAUGAAAUGAAGUUAGCUUAUGUUGCUGGAGUUCAAGGAGAGCUUGUAGCUUUCAACAUCAAGCAACUGAAUGAAAACAAGAAAUUAAAAGAACACAAGUUAUCCCGGCCUAUGAUGGUUGUCCCAAUAGGACRAAAUAAUGGAGUCAGCCAGCUACCAAAUGGAAGUGUGAUGGGAAGCUUUGUUACCAAAACCCUAAAAGGCAAAAAUUUAUUUACUGCUAAGUAUUGGAAGCUUAUGAACCAAAAGCAGCCAUAAGACUGAAACAAUCCUAUUUCAUAAUGAUAACAAUCAAAACAAGUUUUGCAAAGAAAAGGCACCAAAAUUCAGCUGAAAACGGGAUACAAUUACUGAUUCUGUCAUUUCAAAGACAAAAAAUAUUUCUUGAAAUUCCCCGAUUUUGUCCCUUCAACUAAACUUUGGGUUACUUCUGUACAUUUGAUGUCAUUAUGAAAUAGGUCAAAUGUCAAGUCACUAUGAAUAGCGGCAGGAAAUUGGUAUGUUAUAAUAUACUUCUGCCAUCCAUAACUUAUUGAUACUUCUAUACCUUAUUCCAACUUGGGUCUAUUCUUCUUCCUCUGAAACUACAUAAUCCUUUCGUUCGGAGCUAAAUGGUCUAUUAAGAUAAAUGGAGGGGUGGGGUUAGGAUUGUCUCCUUACGUCCACGCAUGGGUGAUUCGACUCCAGGAAAUCAAUAUUUUUGGCCACUGUAACCAGUUUUGAUUUAGUUUUGUGUGUUCAAGACUAAGAAAAUCAUUCAUAAAUAUUAGUCAUUAUUCUCUUUCUGAGAAGAAAGACCACUGACAUUAAAAAUGUACAUUCCUGAUUUUUGCUGUCGGUAAUUGGAUGGAUAUCGACGUGGUAUUACCAGACCUAAAAAAGUCAUAAAGAAGUAUGUGGAAACUAAGAUACUUUCUUUCUUUCUAACUAUGCAUCUUUAUAAUUUUUUCAAUAGCUUAAAGCCUUAUUCAAAGAUUUUUAUCUCAAAUAUGGGUUUAGCCAGAAUUUUAUUGUCGAAACAAUCAUUGUAGCUAUAGAAACAGUUUAAUGAUUCAAUCAAUGUGUCCCUAUUACCUCAAAGUGGUGCACGUACAUAAACCUUUAAGUAGGACAUUAUUUAUUGUUGGUAAGACCUUAAGUUAAGGGUGAAUCCAAAAUGGUUUUAGCGUUUCAUACACAUUCUUAGAAAGUUACUAUAAUUUUAAAACAAGCAACAUAUAAUAUAGACUGAUAAUGACUAGCGGUUACUAGUUUGGACUGCAUAAGUGUGUUAAAUACAACAAGUGAAUAAGGAGGAAAUGGAAACACAAUGUUUAAUAUAGUUACAAACUCUUUUACGUGGUAUUUAAGUAUCCUUCUUAACUUGGUAUAUAGUAUAAACUGUCAUGAUAUAUGGGUACGUCUAAUCAAAUGUCCAAGUCUAGUUACCAGUCAGCUUUUAUGUUUGCUUUUUAUGUUGAAAAAAAUUGUAUAAGGAGGCCCUAUUAGGAGGUACCCUUGGCCUCUGUUUAAAACUUCUUAACUACCUAUGUCACAUUUUCGGAUUGCUCUUGUGUUGCAUGUCGGAAUGUGUAGUUCCAAAAAUUAUCCAUACCCCCCUCAAGGAGGAAUUUUUUUAAGACACCCCCUACCCCCGGAAAUUCCAAUUUUCUUCCAUACAAACUCUGUAAUUUUUGUUCUUUCUCUGACCCCCCCUACGCUUCAGAAAUUCCAAAUUCCUCUGUGGGGUGGCAUGGGUAUGGAUGAUUUCUGGAACUACACAAUACUUACCCCUAAUUUAUUAUGACAGCUUUGCUGUCUGUAAUUCAUUAGAGCAGUCUAUUGUUUGUCACUAGCUUGUGGCUUUCAAUGCCAUGUCUUUAGUCAAAAUGUACCACUAACAGGGCCUCUAUGAGGAAUAAUUAUUGUAAUAGUAGUUUCAAAAUGAAACUUUAAUAUUGAAAAUGGUUGCCUUUCUAGCAGGUCACUCUAGGAUACAAAGUGCAUUGAUCAAGCUAGACUUGUAUGUUAGUUCCCCAAGCUAUCCCAUGUUGCUUUGUAGUAAAUGUACUGAUGUAUUUGAAAUUAUAAUUUAAGAUUAGGAUAGGAGGAUGCAAGAGUGCCGUUAAUUUUUUUCUUAGCAUAUAUGCCUCAGCAUUAGGAACAUGCCAGCCAUGCAUGAUAUAUUUAGGUGUCAUUUAUUAUAAAACCUCCAGCUGCAUAACAGUUGAUGCCCUACUAGUACAUUUGUUCAUUACCAACCAACACAACAUCAGUAAUCCCAGAACAAAACCUUGUAGUCUUCAUGAAGACAGAACUUUAACCUGUAAAAUAGYAAUCAUUCAGAACAUUUUAGUACAAUGUUUUUCAUUCAUUUUGUUGUCUAUGAAUAACUAGUGUAUUUAACCUGUACAAUAAAAUCUACCAAGGAAAAAGCCCAUUUCUGAGAUGUUGUAACCAAGUGCAUCAUAGUGAGGCUAGGUCACUGCAAAGUUUGAAGUGCUUCAAAGUGUGAAAUACAGUAGUACAUAGAGGUAUUACUUGGCUGGCUGAGAUGUGGAUUUUAUCUUCAAGUUUUGAGGGGAUAUCUUACAAGUGAGUGCAGGAAACAAGUAAGAUAUUCUCUACAUAAGAAUAUAAAAUUUUUAUCUCCAAGCAGUCAUUUGAUAUUGUUUAACAUAUAAUUAUUGACGAAAUACAAUUUCGGUGGAUUUUUACUAUUUAAUGCAGUUUCUAAGAAUUCUAAUGAAUGAAUGGUGCAUAUGUGAAGAUAUCACCCUUUAGUAGCAGAGAAAAAUAGAAUUCAUCGAUGAUUGUACUGAUUAAAAAACAUUCUUGAUAAUGCCUCUCAGAAAUGGGCUAUAAGCCUUCCAUUGCUCUUUGUACUCAUGAGCAUUAACAAGAAGCUGUAAUUUUAAUGAGACGAAGGGUUUAUUUUGAGUUAAAUAUGUAUUGCUUAAUUCUAGGCAAUAUGCCUAGCUAAAGAAUGCACAUGAGAAGAGCACUGUAUAUGACUCCAGAAGUUGCUGCUACUGUAUUGCAAUGUGUUUUGCUGUACUAUGGUUAAGCUGGUUGAUUACCAAAAGGAUUCUUUAAUUUGGCUCAACACAUGCAUGAGAGUAAAGCAGCAUCUGAGUAGAACUUCAACACAAGUCUUGUGGUUAAAACAAAACCAUGGAAUGGGUGUUUACAGCAGUGUUAACUUUUAUUAGACUAACAUGUUGAAUAUAUCUUGGGUUUACUUAAGUUAUUAAUUAUUAAUAUGUCAUAUAUAUAAUUUAUUAAGUAUGUCACAUUGAAAAGGUUCUUUCACUGGAGAAUUAUGUGAACUAAUUAAGGUCCUUUAGAUGAAAUUUUAACUGAUGAUCAUGUGGAAUGAUGUUGCAAGAUAGGUUUCCUGAGGGGUGUUUCAUGUCAUACCUUUGGAAACUUGUCUCUCAACAGACAACUCAAGAUAGUUUCACAAUGCUGUACUUAUGAGCCAUUUCGAGGUUGAGUUGUCAUUACACUGCAUGGUGGGAUGGUUUUAGAGGAAGAAAAUAGACAACCUCAGAGUGGCUAAUUUCAAAAUGGUUGUCAGAGCCAUACAUAGGCAAUAGCCAUUAGGACAUAGGUCAUUCCAAAAUCAAAAUGUUGUUGGAACGACUAGUGUUUCUUUUUGUUAUUCUCGUCCAGAACAUUAACACUGAGGUUAGUGUAGAGAUAUCCAAUUUCAUUUGUAGUGGAUGAAUCCAUUUUAAAGGCCUCGAUCAUUCAUGUUUAGUUGUAUUCCCAUAACUAGAAUUCCUUUGGGUCUUAGAAUGUUCCGUCACUCAUCUUACUUUGACAACCUUUGCUCUGAAAUAAGCAUAUAAACAGCUAUUUGUUGUGAACCAGUUGAAUAUCUUAAAAAAGCCUUGGCCACAAAAAUUUAAAAUUUCAUUUUUUGAUGGGUCCUUUUCUGCACUAAUUGUUAGCAAUCGAAGUGGUUUAGUUUUUUACUUAAUUUCAAUUUCAGUUUAUUGUUUCAUAGUUUAAUGCCUACUUUUUUUAGGAUGUGUUAUUUAAUAGUUUUUCUUAGUAAUGAGUGGUUUUAUUUUUUACUUCAUUUCAGUUUUACUUAAUUGCGUAGUUGAAUGUCUAGUUUUUGAGCCGUGUCAUUUAGUUUUUUAUUAACUUUAAUUUAGAGAUAGCCACACUGUAAAGGAUGUGUGAAUAAAUAAAAUUGUCAGCUUGA